AUGAAUUGUAAUCAAUAUAUAUUAGAAGAAAUUAAUUUACAAUAUUCUCAACUAAAAGAAGUAGUACAAUGUAUUUUACAUUCGAUAUUAUUUCAGAGAUCAUUAGGAACGGUUAAACCUAGAGAUAUGACAUUGGACUGUGUAGAGUUUUCAUAUGUUAAAGCAGAUGAUCCAACCUCAUCAAAGAAUAUAGAGGAUAAAUCUGAAGAAUUACUAUCAUCAAUUAUAAAAAGAAAAGCAAAAACAGCACAAUUAUCGAUAUCAUUCUAUGAAAAAAGAGCAAAAACUAAUUUUUUUACAACUACCACAGAAAAUGUUUGUUGGGAACAAUGGAUCAUUUCAUUUCGAUUAGUGCCCACAAUGGACCAAAAAACAUUAUUUUCACAAUUAACAGAUUCAGUAAAUAAAAUUAUAGAGAAUGUAAAUCAAGAUAAAAAUAUUCCUCCAAUUCAAGCAUCAAAUCAAAUGCCAUUUCCUUUUUCAAUUCAAAUCAGUGGUUCAGAGAAUCCUGGCGUUGCCGAUAUGGUUUGGAAUAUGUUUAAACCACCGCAAAUUAGUAAAUAA
Messenger RNA from Dictyostelium purpureum, 564 nucleotides. RefSeq lists its product as uncharacterized. The transcript has 4 exons. Gene Ontology annotation, biological process: autophagy; autophagosome assembly. Gene Ontology annotation, cellular component: phagophore assembly site. Bases 1 to 564 code for a protein of 187 amino acids. The record is from RefSeq and is a predicted model, not a curated record. NCBI's taxonomy places the organism in Eukaryota, Evosea, Eumycetozoa, Dictyosteliales, Dictyosteliaceae.